Messenger RNA from Penicillium vulpinum, 870 nucleotides. RefSeq names its product fungal specific transcription factor domain-containing protein. The record is from RefSeq and is a predicted model, not a curated record. Gene Ontology annotation, cellular component: chromatin. Lineage: Eukaryota; Fungi; Ascomycota; Eurotiomycetes; Eurotiales; Aspergillaceae. Gene Ontology annotation, biological process: regulation of transcription by RNA polymerase II; DNA-templated transcription. The coding region runs from base 1 to 870 and encodes 289 amino acids. The transcript has a single exon. Gene Ontology annotation, molecular function: zinc ion binding; DNA-binding transcription factor activity, RNA polymerase II-specific; RNA polymerase II cis-regulatory region sequence-specific DNA binding.
AUGACAGCUUCCACAGGUGAUGCUUCGGCAGUUCAGCUAGACCACCUUGAUGAUCACGAUAUAGCGGGAGCACAGCUUCCUUCUGACAUAAACGCCUUCGCAGAGUCUACUUUGAGUCCGGCGGUCCCGUUAAUCGGUGCUGAGGGUAGAGGCUCAAUUGAGCAACACGCAGCUUCGGUUAAUCCCUGGGAAUCGUCGCCGACAAUACGGGAUAACUCAAGUUUUAGCUUUGAUCCAAUGCUUCUUUGGCCUCUGGCAGAGUAUGAACCAGAUUAUACUGGCAUGGCUGCCUUUCCGAUGCAACCAUCGGCUGUCAAUUUGUCCAUUGACGGACAGCAAGAACCAAAUCCAGAAUUACUCGACGCUCCAGACAUUCUUUCGGAGGGGACUCAGUUUCAGAGCUCGCACAAAAAUUUCCGUCAAAAUUAUUCAGAGCCGAAGAACAAACCCCCACCAGAGAUUUCAGACGCUGACCUUGACAUACUCGCAUCCGAGGACUUUUGCCAAGUUCCCUCCAUAUCUUUGUCGAUUUACGAACAAUUAUGCGAGAUGUGUCACCAGGGAUCACGAUACUCCAGCCCUCGACUGCGUCCGCUUCUUCCAAGUUUGGACGUACUUAAUGUAUUCCUUCAAUUGUAUUUCGAAAAGUUCCACAAAUCCUUCCCCGUUCUCCACCAACCUACGUUUGAACCAAAAAGGGGCUCCUUGCUAUUAUGUAUCGCCGUCGCUGCGAUUGGCGGGCAAUACUCACGUCAUUCUGCGAGAACGACGCAUAUCACUGGCUUGAUUCGAAUUCUGCGACAUACAUUACUGUCCAAGGUACGCCUUGUUGUCAAGUCUAUCCUCAAGUUCGACUCGCAACUAACCUAA